CUAGUGGAACGCGCGCGGUCCUCACGUCUCGCAUUCGAAGUCCGAAGACAGGUGCCGGUGCGCGCAUACGGCCAUAAGUUCCCCGCCUGUUGCAACGUUCGCUUGUCGAAUGACUAUUCCGUGUCAAGCAUAACAAUCACUCGCACAUUAAUAAUACUCACCAUAUUCGGAUGGGACGUGCUGUGCGGUAAUGUUUGUCCCCAAACUUGGAUUCAGUGAGUUCUAGUGACAGUUCGGUGACGAUGCCGGGACACGCCGGGAGCCCGUAUUGGGCCGCUGUAGACUUUGAUAGCGAGGGUGAGGAGCAACAGGAAUCUCCGAACCACCGUGUGUACUUGGACCCUUGGGAUAACGAAGCUUACGGGAUCAUUCAGGAUACGGACGCGAGUCAGGGGGAGAAUUUGCAUUCGUUUGCUGGCGAACCAGUCAGUGCUAGUUUUUACUACGUUCCGACUAAAAACUAUGACUCUGAGGAAGAAGUGCCGGCGCCCCCGCCGCCAAGGAGGAACAUGACGCCACCAGAGGUUAUUCCAUGCGAAUAUGCUGUGUACGGGAGGAAGAUGUCCAGAGUAAUACCAGAAAUGAUAUACAAUGAGAGACCAAUGCGAGACCGCAGAAGAUCCAUGUACAUCGAAGAGCCAGUAUACGCGCCUCACCCGAUGAUUUACGAGCCCCUUUACGGCCAUGUGCUGGCCCCACCCCCCGGCUACCUGCCCCCACCGCCGCGCUCCAGGAUGUCCCUGCCGCACCACCCCGAGUACAUGAUGGCGAACCUCGGAUACGGGAAACAUAGGAGACAUUCCAGGUUAACGGACGCCUACGAGCACUUCGCCAACGAGCGGCUGUCUCCAGAAUACGAAGACUGGGCGCGCCCCUUCCCCAAAACUGCGCCUGACAACUUCCACCUCUCCCGUUACGGACAUCUGCAGAUCGAUUACUCUUGUAGCUGGAACUCGCUCGACAGGCUCAUCAGAAACCAGUAAAUAAGCAAGGCCUGCCAACGAACGGUUGACUAAAUACUAGGACAGGUGCGCCUCUCUGACACGGCACCCUGUCAUCUGUAGCUGGAGUCAAUUUGUAGCUGGAACUGGCUCGAAAGACCUAUAUGAAAACAGUAAACGUAGGCUUUUAGUAACACUGUCUUCAGAAUUCGAAUACAUAGUUUAGCGUAGGGGACGGCAAACUUUUAAGAAAAAUAGCUAUAGUCCGACAAGAAAUUGUAGAAAUUAAAAAGUGGCGAUACUGCAGCAGUGGUGGUUGAUUUGAAAGCAAAUCAAUCUGAGGAAACGGGAUGACACUACAGUAUUGCCACUUUUUAAUUUCUACAAUUUCUUGUCGGACUGUAAUUGUAGCCAAAUCAGAAAUUCUAUAGUCCAAUAUGUACCUAGAGUCAGACCAAGAUAAGUCUGGAACGAUUUUGACGACACACGCAGUGCAAGUGUUAUUUAUACGUCAUAACUUCAUAAGCCCGC
This is a messenger RNA of Cydia strobilella, 1472 nucleotides long. RefSeq lists its product as uncharacterized. The record is from RefSeq and is a predicted model, not a curated record. The transcript has 3 exons. The coding region runs from base 243 to 983 and encodes 246 amino acids. Lineage: Eukaryota; Metazoa; Arthropoda; Insecta; Lepidoptera; Tortricidae.